Labrus bergylta (ballan wrasse) is the source of this 7168-nucleotide messenger RNA. RefSeq names its product TIAM Rac1 associated GEF 1a (gene tiam1a). Gene Ontology annotation, cellular component: cytosol; synapse; plasma membrane. Lineage: Eukaryota; Metazoa; Chordata; Actinopteri; Labriformes; Labridae. The record is from RefSeq and is a predicted model, not a curated record. Gene Ontology annotation, molecular function: guanyl-nucleotide exchange factor activity; protein binding. Gene Ontology annotation, biological process: small GTPase-mediated signal transduction; activation of GTPase activity; positive regulation of axonogenesis.
UCAGUCUAGUCUGGGCGUGCAAGAGGGAGCAUGUGAGAGUAUGUACUGUAAUCUGUGUGUGUUCGUAGAGCUGAAUGCUGCGCUGGAGUCCAGGAGAUUUCUCACCGAUGCAAGGAUUCCCCUGUUUGCUCCCUGAGAGGACACGUGCUGACUGAGUUUUUGCCACCACAGGGAAUUAACUGGUGCUCACACGGGAAACGCUGGGAGCUCAAGUACUGGCAAGCUGACACCAUCGUUUGAGGAUGUGUGGAGGAUCAUGCAGUCUGUGAAAGAUGGCUCCACAUUGAUGAUAAGAAGCUGGUGAUGCUGCUGCUUAACUAUAGAUUCCUCUUCAUUUAUUUGCAGUUGAAUCAUGGGCAACGUAGAGAGUCAGAAUGGGGACAGCAGUUUCUACGGUGAUGUGACGGGACAUCUCUCGCGUAAACAUACGUCCCGGUCACUUCGUCUCUCCAAUAAACAGCAAAUCACACGACGCUCACGACACUCUUCUUCAGUGAAACAAGAACACAGGAACUCUGAAGCCUCAACCCGUUCCUCCAGCACCCCGAGCAUCCCGCAAUCCUUAGCAGAGAACGGACUGGAACCUUUCAACGCCACUGAUGAGUUUGGAGAGUUCGGCAUCAACCCCCACUGGACUCAGCGUGUCGCUAUGACAAUGAGGCCAGAGUCCUAUCAGCAGGACGAUGACCUCUUGGCCACACCCACGCCUGAGACCUCAGAGGCAGACACCGUGGCUCAGGAUGGAGGCGAGGACUCCAUGGGGGAAGGGGAGGGGGACGUUAUUGGAGAAGAAAGGUACCUUCAGCGGAUGACCGAGGGUCCACGGGAGGGGGGGAGUUUUAAAAAGAAGCGGUCCAAGUCUGCAGACAUGUGGAGGGAGGACAGCCUGGAGUUCUCUCUGUCGGACCUGAGCCAGGAGCAUCUGACCAGCACGGAGGAAAUGAUCGAUGGGGAAGAGGAGGAGCAGUUCACACACCCUAGAGCAAGUGCAGGUUCCGCUGAAAGGGCAUCGUCUCUUGACCAUCUGUGCAGCCAGCAUAGUCCUGGCCUCAGGGGGCAGAGGAGCCGCUUUGCUAAAAACCGGAGGGAGGCCGAGUGCGAUGGAGAUGGAGAAGGGGAGGAGGGCUUGAUGUCUCCAACUGAGGAGGACUGCGGCGGUUAUGGAGCAUUCACACUCCCUUGCAGACGCUCACACUGCCUGUCUGAAGGCUUGGCAGGGCUGGGCAUCCCGUCUGCACCGCGCCCUGCUUUCCAAGGACGCCGUGCACAAACUACUCAGGAUAUCUCUGGUGUUUUGGGCGAGGGAAGUGAGUAUGGCGACAGUGGCAUCGAUGGUGUCACCACGGAGAUAGAUGGAGACGGAGAGUUGGUGUCAAGGCGCUGCAAGGCCAUGUCGGCUUCUUUCUCUGUGUAUUCAGCUACCGAAAGCAGCGUUUUUAACGGGAGCGACAGCGGGAGCAGCAGCGCAGGAGGAGGAGAUGGACGAGGCGGUGAAGGAGUCAGGGGAGGAGUUUAUGAAAAUUUCCGAAAGGAGUUAGAAAAUCAAGCCUGGACACAUCAUGGUCGGGACUGCACGGAGGAGGCUGGCUCCGCCGUGAGUGACGAGCAGAGUAGCGGCACACUGAGCAGCGCAUAUCCAUCAGACGCUCUGAUUGGCUGUGCUCAGGGAAUAGUGAGGAAAGCAGGGGCUCUGGCGGUGAAGAACUUCUUGGUUCAUAAGAAGAACAAGAAAGUGGAACCAGCAACAAAGCGCAAGUGGAAACACUACUGGGUCUCUCUGAAAGGCUGCACUCUCUUUCUAUACGAGCAUGACUGCCGUUCAGGGAUAGACCACAACAGCAUCCCUAAACAUGCACUGUGGGUGGAGAAUAGCAUAGUCCAGGCUGUCCCUGAACACCCCAAGAAAGACUUUGUUUUCUGCCUCAGCAACUCAGUGGGAGACGCUUUCCUUUUCCAGACGUCAGGCCAGACCGAAUUGGAGAACUGGAUCACAGCGAUCCACUCUGCGUGUGCCGCAGCCCUGGCUCGGCAGCAUCACAGGGAGGACACGGUGCGGCUGCUGCGAACCGAGAUCCGCAAGCUGGAGCAGAAGAUCGACAUGGACGAGAAGAUGAAGAAGAUGGGAGACAUGCAGCUGUCCACCGUCACUGAUGGCAAGAAGAGGAAGACCAUACUGGAGCAGAUCUUCCUGUGGGAGCAGAACUUGGAGCGGUUUCACAUGGAUCUGUUCCGCUGUCGGUGCUACCUGGCCAGUCUGCAGGGCGGCGAACCCCCUAAUCCCAAACGCUUGCUGGGCUUCGCUUCCCGUCCCACCAAGCUGGCCAUGGGACGACUGGGCAUCUUCUCUGUGUCUUCCUUCCAUGCACUGGUGUCAGCCCGUACUGAAAGCAGCCUCAGGAAGCGGAACCAGGCCAUGCCUCGUACCUUCAGUAAACGCCGGAGCCGGUUCUCCUCCCUCUGGGGACUGGACACCACCUCAAAGAGAAAGACCAUGGGGCACCCUUCAAUCAACCAGGUGUUCAUUGAUGGGAUGGAACCAGUGAGAAAGCCAUUGGAGCGCAUGUUUGAAGACUCAUCCAGUGAGAAAUCGAAAGAGAAAGAGGACUCUGUGAAAAGUCUUCCUCAGCAAAACACAGACAGUGACAUCUGGGUUCCUGAUUACCUGACUCCCUCCUGGGUGUGUCUGCCCAACAAUCAGCCUGUCCUGGCCAUCGUACAGCCUGGUGAGACAGCGCUGGAUGUCCUGAGCGCUGUCUGCAAGACCCACAAGAUAGAUCCAUCUAGCCACUACCUGCGUCUGAAGGUGUGGAUGGACAACCAGACGCUCUUUUAUGUUCCCAAAUUUGAAGAGGAAAUCUCUGAUCUGCUCUACAAAGAAAUUGAGAUUUGCCACAAAGCUACAAAGGUGAUCUGCUUUGACAAAGCUGAGUCCUGCACCAUCGGAUACGGUUUUUCUGUGGCAGUAAUAGAUGAGGACGGGUUGCAGCAGCUCCAUAUAACUGAAGUGAAAGAAGAUGGACUGGCCUCAGCUAAAGGUCUGAAAGCAGGGGAUGAGAUCCUUUUGCUGAAUGGUAAACCUGCAUCUGCCCUCCAAAUGGAAGACAUGAGGGCUGCGUUCAUAAACCAAGCGUUGACCUUGAGUGUCAGCACCCUGCCCCAGCUGGACUCUCGGUUGUCGUGCACCCUUCCGCCCCGGCGCUCCGAUGGCGAGCAGGACCUGGCCACAGACAUCUUCUCCCAGAGCCAAGAGGACAUCCUGGAUGAGGUGUCGGGCUUAACAGUGAACAGCCAAGAUGAGAGUUUGGAUGAAGGACAUCGGCUGACCCAGCAGAGCCCUGGAGGUCAUCUGGAAGACAAAACCUUUACCGGGAUGGGACAGAAGAGCACGGAGCAUGUCACUGCUUUCUGCCGCAGUCUCCAUGACAUGAAUUCCCUGGACUGCCCUAUGUCGUCCUCCUCAUCGUCGUCCUCGUCGUCCCUCUCCCCGAGCCCUGUGUCAGCUUUACCGCCCACAGCAGCAACCCAAACCCAGAGACAGCUCUCCCACGCAGACAAACUCCGCAAAGUCAUCAAUGAGCUGGUGGAGACAGAGAAGACGUAUGUCAAGGACCUGAGGUGCCUAAUAGAGUGCUACCUGACACCUCUGCAGAAAGAAAGCUUCCUUACACAGGAUGAGCUGGACGUUUUGUUUGGUAACCUCUGUGAGAUGGUUGAGUUCCAAGUGGAGUUUCUGCGGACGCUGGAAGAUGGAAUCAGACUGGUGCCGGAUUUGGAGCGUCUGGAAAGGGUGGAGCAAUUUAAGAAAGUGCUCUUCUCCUUGGGUGGUUCAUUCCUGUAUUAUGCCGAUCGCUUCAAGAUCUACAGCGCCUUCUGUGCCAGCCACACAAAAGUCCCAAAGGUCCUGGCUAAAGCAAAGACUGACCCGGAUUUCAAGGCUUUCCUGGCUGUGAGAAACCCCAGACAGCAACAUUCGUCCACUCUGGAGUCUUACCUGAUCAAACCCAUCCAGAGGGUCCUGAAGUACCCGCUGCUGCUGAGGGAGCUCUACUCUCUCACUGACCCAGACAGUGAGGAACACUACCACCUGGAUGUUGCAAUGAAGGCGAUGAACAAAGUCGCGAGUCACAUCAAUGAAAUGCAGAAGCUUCACGAAGAGUACGGGGCUGUUUUCGACCAGCUCAUCAAUGAGCAGACUGCAGAUAAAAAAGAGGUGGCGGACCUCUCCAUGGGGGAUCUUCUGCUGCAUUCUACUGUGAUGUGGAUUAACCCUCCGGCCUCUUUGGUAAAGAGCAAAAAGGACCCUGAUCUGGCUGCUUUUGUGUUCAAAACUGCGGUUGUAUUUGUGUACAAAGACAGCUCCAAGCACAGGAAAAAAAUCGGCGCAUCUCACCGUGUGUCUGUGAGUGAUGACAGAGAUCCUUUCCGUUUCCGUCACAUGAUUGCAACAGACUCUCUUCAAGUCCGCACCCUUGCAAACUCUGAGGGCACAGUGGUGUGCGAGAUAGUUCACACAAGAUCUGAAUCUGAGGGAAGACCAGAGAGAACCUUCCAGCUGUGCUGCAGUUCUCCAGACAGUAAGAAGGACUUCCUGAAAGCAGUACAUUCUAUCCUUCGAGACAAGCAGCGGCGCCAGCUUCUGAAGACAGAGUCUCUGCCCCCAAAUCAGCAGUAUGUACCGUUUGGGGGCAAACGUCUGUUUGCUCUUAAAGGGGCAAGGCCAGCCAUGAACAGAGCAGCGUCAGCUCCAUCACGAACGCUGGCCCGCAGGAAGCUGGUGAGAAACCGCUUCACCAUAGAUACCGACCUCGUUUUCCACGGAAACAACAACAGCGAUUCAGAGCCUUCCUCGCACUCAACGCCAUCCCAGCAUGCUCGUCUUCAAUCCAACAAACCUCAAGGGGAGGACACGGACCGUUGGGUGGAGGAGCAGUUCGACCUCGCUUGCUACGAGGACCAGGGAGAGGGUAUCGACGUGGGGCAGCUUAAGGAGACGGACAUUUUGAGCGACGAUGAUGAGUACUGUAAGUCCGUUAGAGCUGCGUCUUUAGAACCUCUGGACCUGCACGGCAAGAUGCGAGGACUCAAUUUGAAUGGAGGAGUAGAGACUGACAGCGAUGUCAUGCGCGGCAGGAUGCAAGAGGGUGAAGUUAAUCAAAUUAAGAACAGCAAUGAAACAGGCUCAGUAGACUCCUUCACCUCCUGCGGUGUGACUCUUGCCCGCUGUGAACCCCAGACGAUAAAGUUCGCCCCCUCGAAGCAGUGUGCUGUAGAUGGAGCCACAAACAAGGACCAUAAUGAAAUCUGGGUGCGGCGGGAGGACAUUGCUAACGUAUGCAACAGUGAUGUUUUCUGAUUGGGAUAGAAGCCAAAUAGGUGGAGAAGGGGGACAAGUGCUUGUCCGUUGAGAGCAAGAAAACAGGGGAGAGAUUAGAUGCAAGCUUUAAACAUGUGACAUUCAGAGGACCAAGUGUUUAUAGAGGGUUUUUGAACCUCAGUCAGCCCUUCCUGUAACUACACACAACCCCCCUCCCUCCCAACUCACCUGCAUCUCCCUUCCUCUGACAAUCCUAAAGUACUUAAACUGUGAGUGAUAAGGAAAGUGUGCUCAGCUUCAUUAGCCGAGAUUCGAUAUUCUUAUCCUUAAUAAUAAACUACAUAAAAUCAUCACUGUUUUGGAAAAAAAAACCCAGGCAUCACACACAACUGUGGAAUUGUAUUUUAUGACUAAGACGGCACUGCAUGUACAAGCGUGUAUAAGUGUGUAUAGUACACCGAAGCACCGACACAGGGACUCUAGGCAGCUACUGUACUGUCUGCACGCUGUACCCAAGAUGCGCCCUCACUGAACUGUGACCUUGUGGCCAAAAAAAUGUCUAUUUUUCAACACAGGAAUGUGGGUGUUAUAUUUUUUCUGACUCAGAAACUUGUGUUUGUAUUUUAACACUCAAAGGGCUGUGUGUUACUGAACUUCUCUUCAGGGGCCUUUUUUGGCUUAACGACUGCUGUGUAAAAAAAAAAACAAGAUGGUGAGAUUCAACAACUAGCUUUAUUGUGCUUUUGAACUGUUUUUAACAAUAUGAGCUGCACAUUGUUGUAUAGUCAGAGUAUGAUCGAGUGCCGUUAACCUCUUGUAUGAAAAUGUUUUGAUGCUCACUUUGGUCUCCUCGUAUACCCUUUUUUAAAGAGCGUUUGGACGACAGAUAGUUUACCUAUGCUUUAUUUAAUGAUUGCCUUUUUUUAUGUAAUUUUCAUGUUUACAACACAAUCAGCUGCCCAGUGUUACAAACCACAUUUUGUGUGUUUGGGGCCAGAAACAGGCUUGAGAAAGCCAACGCUUGUGCCCUUCACAUGAAUGUCCACUCUUCACUUUUGUCAGUCAAGUAAAGGCAUUGCUAUUUCAGUAAAUUAUGAAAUUCAUCACAUCAGUUAUAAACUGGACCCUCUUUGCCCCUCAGGCCAUGCUUCCUUAAUGCUCCAGCUUUUUAAUAGUAUAAAACUCCGACAACAAUCCUGUUUUACUUGAAUUUUCUUUGUUGUUUUGAAAGGUGUUCAGGAGAGCCAUGUUAGGGACUGUACUGUUACUCCAAGAAUCAAUCAUGCAGUUAAUCUUAUUCUCCAAAUGCAAUCCAGCUUUUUAUUAUUAUUUUUUUUACAUUUUUUUCAUGUCCAGCAGAAAACACAAAGACAGACUUUUAAUCUAUGAAAUGAACCCUCAUUGCAUUUCACUUCUCCUCUUCUGCAUUUGUUCUUCUUUCCACCAGGCUGUGCUGUUUCACUUUAUGUCAUCACACCAACAUGCUGAUUGCUGAGAUCAACAAAGUCAUGCGCACCUUAAUGGAUGUAUUGAACAUGCACUUAAUACCCAACUGUGAGGAAGAAAUCUGUGAGCUACUCUGAACAGAGUGUGUGUAGAGUAGAGGGAAACAAUACACUUUGGAUGUUUUUACUAUUGUCUUCUUCCUAUGAUGCUGGUUUCCUAGAGUUUCCCUUACUGGCUGCUGAUUCUGGCCCAGUAAGGACGUUCAGACUGUGAGGUACAAUCACCUGGCCGCGGAGGCAAACCCUGUGAGACCCUCUGACUGCUCCCUUUGUACUUUGAAAACUGUGUUCGUAUAUAAAACUGUGGAGUAUUAUCAUUUUUAUGUUAAAAUAAAUUUUCUUAAAUUAA